AUUCUCGUAAUUCGGAAAACCCAGAGAUACAGCUAUGAAAUACUUUUCGAUCCUUGUCGUCCUGGGCCUCAUUUUGGCCAUCAGCGUGGGUCAAUCGGAUGCUAUCUUUGUAGAUGUCCUUGACAACGUGGAAAGUGCUCUUCACAACGCUGCUAAAGCGGGCUUUAAAUUAAUAAGGCCCAUAGAAAAAAUGAUUUUGCCGAGAUAAACACUAAUUUUAAAAUUUGGAAAACAACAAUUUACUGACGGCAGAAAUUUAGUUAACUUUGUUGAAAUUGGCUGCCAAUAAAAUAUUAAAAAUAUAUUCUGAUUCCUA
This is a messenger RNA of Drosophila santomea, 316 nucleotides long. Its product is annotated as andropin. The record is from RefSeq and is a predicted model, not a curated record. The transcript is spliced from 2 exons. Lineage: Eukaryota; Metazoa; Arthropoda; Insecta; Diptera; Drosophilidae. Bases 35 to 208 code for a protein of 57 amino acids.